ACAGAACGGAGAUUUUAAUUUAGAUAACUGCUGUUACCAUAGAAUGCCAUGAGUAAUAUCAAGGUAGAUCUGUUUAUACCUUUCCCAACCGUCAGGGAAGCUGACGUCGUAUACCAAGUGCUUCGAAUCGACAAGGAGCCAUCAAGAAGUGGAGUCACAAAGAAACUUACCUUGAACAAUAAUUUUCUGGAAGUGUCAUUCAGUGGUAAGGAAGCAAGGAAGGUGCGUGUGGCGCUUACAUCUUUCUUUGAACACCUGUUACUGGUGACGGAAACUAUUGAACAAUUCGGUCCACCUGCACCGACAUAUGAUUAUUACUAAGCUUAAGAAAAUCUAGCAUUUGAUAUUUUUUUAAUUAUAUUUCUCUAUUGAUCAUUUUUAAA
Molecule: messenger RNA, 383 nt
Organism: Pogonomyrmex barbatus (red harvester ant)
Lineage: Eukaryota; Metazoa; Arthropoda; Insecta; Hymenoptera; Formicidae
Product: Threonyl-carbamoyl synthesis 6
Cellular component (GO): EKC/KEOPS complex
Source: RefSeq, a predicted model, not a curated record